AUGAGUGUCAGAAAAAAAUCGAGUGGAUGUGAAUAUGGAAAAAUAGCUGCAAGAAAAGAAGAGAAGUAUAAAGAAAUAAUCGCUAAAACACCGAAAAUAGACAAACUGUUUAAAACUAACACUCACAAGAACGAUAAUAACGAAGAUGAUUCUAACAAUGGUGCCAGCAGUAUGUUGCAGUGUAAAAAUAUUUGUGACGAAGCAAUGGAGAUAGAAGAAAUUCGAUCAAUUGACGACACAGACAAGGUGCUGCACGAUCAGCAUAUAAUUCGUGAACCAUGUGAUUCAGUCAGUGUGAGUAGUGAUCCGGUUCUGUGGGUAAUAAAUGACGCAACCAUAGAUCAUAUCGUGACAAAUGGUUUUACUCAAAAUAUGAAUAGUGAUUUUAAAAAAAGUAAGCGCGAGUAUGCAACAGGGCCACGUUAUUUUUCGAAAGCUGAUUUCGAAACAACUCUACCCAACGGCGAAAAUGUGCAUCGUAAGUGGCUAAUAUACUCAGAAAGUACUGGGAAAGUAUUUUGUGGGCCGUGUGUGCUGCUUGAUAGAACAUCAACUCAAUUUGGAUCACAGAAACAAGGUUUCGACGACUGGAAAAAUAAAGUGAGAAUUGGUCAGCACGAAAAUAGUCAGUCUCAUAAAAAUGCCUUAAUAGCUAUGAAACUACGAGGAAAUAAAACGAAUCGAGUUGACGCAAAAUUAUUGGAGAAAAUCGAAGACGAAAGUACUUAUUGGCGUAGUGUACUUCAGAGAAUCGUGAAUGUGAUUAAAGCUCUUUCAUCUCGAGGCCUAUCACUCAGAGGUCAUGUAGAGCAAUUUGGAAAUCCUCAUAAUGGGAACUACAUGAUGUCCCUCGAAUUAAUUGCGAUAUACGAUGAUUUUUUAGCUACGCACAUUUCUGAAUAUGGAAAUCCGGGUAAAGGAGGCACGAGAUAUCUAUCCUCGACCAUAUGUGACGAAUUUGUACAAAUUAUUGCUGAUGAAGUUUCAAAAACUAUAGUUACAGAAGUUAAGGCUUCAAAAUAUUAUUCGAUAAUUGUUGAUUUUACACCAGAUUUGUCACACGUAGAUCAACUCACAUUUAUUUUGCGAUAUGUGGAUUCAAGUGGCUCCCCAGUAGAAAGAUUUUUGACAUUUUUACCUAAUGUUGGUCAUAAAGGCAUAGAUGUAGCAAAUGCUAUUAUGAAAACAUUAGAGGAACUACAAAUUGAUAUCAAAAAUUGUCGUGGUCAAUCUUAUGAUCACGCUGCGAAUAUGUCUGGAAUAAACAAAGGCGGUCAAGCGGAAAUAAGAAAAAAGUGUCCUCACGCUCAAAUAAACAAUGAUGAGAUUCAAGUAAAAGCUAAUCAUUUAAUAGAAAAUUAUCCUGACGAUUUAGAUUUAAAUUUUGUGAAGGAAUGCAUUCAUUUAAAAGCACAAUGUAGUGCUAAUGAAAUAUCUAAACAAAAAUUUACACCGACCGAGCUGUUAAAUCAAGCAAGCAACGAAGCUGAACAUUACGCCUGGGAUCAAAUUAUAAAGACGAUCACAGGUCCAAUGGUAACGUCUCUUGUCGUACCGGAUCUGAUGCAGAAGGGUUGGGAGUGGAGUGGCUACAACACCAGAUGGAAUUCUAAAACAUGCUCUUGA
Molecule: messenger RNA, 1626 nt
Organism: Trichogramma pretiosum
Lineage: Eukaryota; Metazoa; Arthropoda; Insecta; Hymenoptera; Trichogrammatidae
Product: zinc finger MYM-type protein 1-like
Exons: 3
Coding region: 1-1626 (541 amino acids)
Source: RefSeq, a predicted model, not a curated record